Molecule: messenger RNA, 747 nt
Organism: Vigna radiata var. radiata (mung bean)
Lineage: Eukaryota; Viridiplantae; Streptophyta; Magnoliopsida; Fabales; Fabaceae
Exons: 6
Coding region: 1-444 (147 amino acids)
Source: RefSeq, a predicted model, not a curated record
AUGGUCCAAAAGCUAAAUGUGGUUUCAGUUUUCCUAUUUCCUUUCUCCAUUUUCUCCGGACCUCUCUCGUUACAUCCCGUUCGUAAAGGCUCGCUCGCCGCAGUUGAAGGUUCGUUGCCGUUGAAGACUCGCUGUCGUCGAAGGCUCGCCGCUGUCGAAGGCUUUGCCGCACUCUACCGUCGCCGAACUGUUGAAGGCUCUAUUACCAUCGUCGAAGGUUCUGAGAACACUUCUUGCUGGAAAGGGAAGCAGAGCAUUGGGUCUGCAGGAAUGCUUAGGCACUUUUGGUCUUCAUAUCAAGUUACUACUAAAAACCUUGUUAAUAAGGAAAACCAGUGCACUGCCAGACUCCUGAGGGUGAAGAUCAGUUUAGAAAAUGAGAAAACAGUCCGGCAAGAAGGCUAUCCUGUUGAAAAUGCUGGGGAUGCUGCCCUACCUCCAUAGACCAAAGGUAGCCCUCGAGAGUUCAUCAGUAAGCAUUGGGAAGCUCGUGAACCAGACUUUCUCAGAAUAUUUGCAUCACUGGAUAGACCUUAUUUUUGGAUACAAGCAAAGAGUGAAAGAGAGGUAUUGUUUUGAUGUAUAUACUUGCCCCUUCGUGAUUAUUUGAAUGUCCAAAUAUUGUAAUUAGAUUAUUACAGGUUAAAUUUUUUACUUUUUCUUUCAUUGUUAUGGAAGGUUUAGCCCUACAAUCCAAUAUCGCUGUCUUUAAUUCUAUACACUUUAAUUGUCGUUGAACAUGGUCAU